AUGGAAAUGCUCAAGCAGCGGUUCGAGCAAUACAAGGCAGCCUACGCUCAGUACAAGGAGGCGGGCGACACUGGUCAGGCCAAGGUGACGCUUGCUGCCAUCAAGACGAUCAACGAGCUCAGCCAAGCGAUCCAGCAGGGAAAGCCUAUCGAUCUGUCUAAGGUGCCGCCAGAACCGUUCGUAGUGAUCGUUCCCCGGUUGGACGAAGUCGAGCAGCAGAGGUUGGCCGCCUUUGCCAAGCUGGAGAACGAAUUUACGGCCCAGAUCAAGGCCGUGCACGAACAGGCCAAGAAGCUCAAGGACUCUCCCCUGCGAGAGGACAAGCAAAAAGCGGUGGACAUGUACAGACGCCAAAAGGAAAUGAUGGAGGAUUUGAAGGUGAUCAUUGCUGCCAGGGAGUCAGGACAGCCUCUGCCAAGGCAUCGCUACGAGGUAAAGCAAACGCAAGAGGAGCUGGUCUUCUCGCAUUUGCGCGACUACGAGAUGGAAGUCGGCGUCGUGAGGUGCCUGCACCUGCCCGUCCCCAAGGAAAUCGCCACCGUGGAAUCCUAUGUCUACAUCACCUUCCCCUAUCCCAAGGCCGAAACGCCGCAGGUUAUCAAGUCUUCGUCCGUGACCAAAUCUCUCGAUCCUGUGUACAACUUUGUGGGCAAGCUCGAGAUCGAACGAAAGAAGUCUCUCCUUCGAUUGUGUGAACGCAAGCGACCCAUCACGUUCGAGAUCUAUCACCGCAAGCUGCUGGGCCGAGACGUCCUACUGGGGAAGGGCGAACUCUCGCUCGAGGGCCUCAUCAACAAAUGUGAAGUCACCGAACUCGUCGACAUCCUGAAGCCCACCAGCCGCAAGGCAACGGGAGGCAAGCUCGAAGUGUGCCUGCGUCUCCGAACACCGCUACAGGGCAAGGAUGUCCGUGUGCGCGAGGAGAAGGUUCUCGUGCUCGAUCCCACGGCGCCCGGCCCAGUGGUGGCCGCACCUGCGCCACCGGCCCAGCCCGAGUCCCGCUCGCCCACCCUUCCCGCUUCUCCUCCCUCUACUCCUCAGCCGGCCGUCACCGCUGGCCCCACAGCUGCUGCCCCCAAGAGUCCCGUUCCCUCGACUCCACCACCCAAGCCAGCGCCCAAGCCAGCGCCCGCUUCCCCACAGGCGGGAGCGCCGCCUUUCAACCUCGACUCCUACGAGCCGGACAGCGUGGACAACAUGAUCAGCAACAACGUGCUCGAGGAGGAGCUGCGACGCACCGACCUGGCGCUCAAGCAGUCGCCCAAGAACGAAGACCUGCUCGACAGGAAGCAGCAGAUCCAGCUCAAGAUCAACAUGCUCCAGAUCCAGGUGGAGACCGGCCUGCUGACGAUGGAGGUCUACGUCCAGCGUCUCGAGCAGAAGAUCAAGGAGGAGCGCGCCAUCGCCCAGCUGCUUGUACUCACGCGAGUCAAGAUCAUGGAGAAGGAGCUCACCGAAGGCGACGACGAAGAGGAAGAAGCGUGA
Molecule: messenger RNA, 1485 nt
Organism: Acanthamoeba castellanii str. Neff
Lineage: Eukaryota; Discosea; Longamoebia; Acanthamoebidae
Product: C2 domain containing protein
Exons: 9
Coding region: 1-1485 (494 amino acids)
Biological process (GO): regulation of transcription by RNA polymerase II
Cellular component (GO): nucleus
Molecular function (GO): DNA-binding transcription repressor activity, RNA polymerase II-specific; RNA polymerase II cis-regulatory region sequence-specific DNA binding
Source: RefSeq, a predicted model, not a curated record